This is a messenger RNA of Elaeis guineensis (African oil palm), 628 nucleotides long. The record is from RefSeq and is a predicted model, not a curated record. NCBI's taxonomy places the organism in Eukaryota, Viridiplantae, Streptophyta, Magnoliopsida, Arecales, Arecaceae.
GAACAAUAGAGAUGACGAUGUCACCAUAAAGAUACUGUACUGUGGGAUCUGCCACUCAGACCUUCAUUGCAUUAAGAAUGAAUGGACAAAUGCCAUCUACCCAAUUGUCCCAGGACAUGAGAUUGUUGGUGUCGUUACCGAAGUGGGGAGCAAUGUACAUAAGUUCAAGGUUGGAGACAAGGUGGGAGUGGGCGGCUUGGUUAAUUCUUGCCGUUCUUGUGACAGCUGCAAACAAGGUUUCGAGAACUACUGUCCCAGAUUCAUACUUACAUACAAUGCCAUCGAUACCGAUGGAACGAUGACCUAUGGAGGGUACUCUGAUACGAUAGUCGUCGACGAGCAUUUCGUUGUGCGGAUCCCUGACACCAUGGCCCUAGACAAGUGUGCCCCACUGCUUUGUGCUGGCAUCACUGUAUACAGCCCAUUGAAGUAUUUUGGACUCAAUGAAGCAGGGAAGCAUGUUGGGGUGGUCGGCCUUGGAGGGCUCGGCCAUGUAGCUGUGAAGUUUGCCAAAGCCUUUGGAGCGAAGGUCACAGUGGUUAGUUCAUCCCCUAAGAAGGAGAAGGAAGCAAUUGAAAAUUUGGGAGCUGAUGCCUUCAUUGUUAGCAGUAACCCUAAGCAAAUGCAG